Messenger RNA from Eriocheir sinensis (Chinese mitten crab), 11561 nucleotides. RefSeq names its product protein bark beetle-like (gene bark). The record is from RefSeq and is a predicted model, not a curated record. Lineage: Eukaryota; Metazoa; Arthropoda; Malacostraca; Decapoda; Varunidae. Gene Ontology annotation, cellular component: membrane. The transcript is spliced from 38 exons. The coding region runs from base 92 to 9028 and encodes 2978 amino acids.
CAGGCAGUGUAGAGUAAGGCGUGACGAUGGGAGGGUGUUGACGGCGGCCGUUCUUCGUGUGUGCUGGGCGUUUGCAGUGGUUGUGACAGUGAUGAGACGUGCGGUGAUGUGGUGGGUGUGGCUAUGUGCCGUGACCGUGCUCCUGGCGAGGGGGGCGGCGGCGUGCAGGCUCGGGGGCAGGAUCUCUGGGAGGAUGGAGUGCGGGGUGGCAGGCUCCCCGUACACCGUGACGCAGGACGUGGAGGUGUCCCGCGGGGCUUCCCUCGUCUUCAGACCCGGAGUGACCGUCAUGUUCGACCCCGGGGUGGGCAUGACCGUGAGAGGAACGCUGGAGGCUGAGGGCACGGAGCUUCAGCGCAUAACCUUCACUAGUAGCCAACCGCCCGCCGUCCAGCCCCCCGCCCCCGCCCUUCGCCUGGUGGAUGGCCCAACUCCCAUGCAGGGCAGACUACAGAUCUUCUACAAGGACGAGUGGCGCUCCAUCUGUACCAAUUCGAGAAACUGGACGGCGGCGGACAUGGGCGUGGCGUGUCGGCAGCUCGGGUUCAGCGGCGGGAAGUACUGGGAGUGGCAGGACCGCGCCAACAAUGACACCAAGACGCUGCUCUACCAGGCGCCGCGCUGCUCGGGGCUCGAGGGCGACAUCACCAAGUGCGCCUGGCAGACUCACGCGAUGGGCGGCGGCGUGUGCGACAUGCAUCCAGACCUUGGCGUGGACUGCGACCCCUACCAUGCCCUCUGGCGCGGCACUAACCACUGGCGGGGCAUCCACUUCCAGGACGCAGAGUACGAGGGCCAGCUCUUCCAGAACACGCUCUACCAGAAGGUGUCCAAGUCAGUGUUAAGCUACGUGGACAUCGAGUACGCGGGGAUGGGUCCGCAGCGGGAGGUUGUGUCCGCCGUCAUGACCCGCAGAGUACCGCCCCGUCUGCGUCACGUUACGGUCACGAACAGCGCUUUCAACGGCAUCAAUGUGACCCUGCCCGGCACCUUCCUGCACCUCGAACACGCCGUACUCAAGGAAAAUGCAGGGCAUGGGCUGUAUGUCAACACCUCAACCGGGUCCGUGCUGGUUGACCGCAGCUCCGAGGUGGCUGACAACCAGGCUGACGGCAUCAAGUACAACUUCCACCACCGGGAGCCAGACAAGUCAGCCUCGGACACCUUCCAGGACUUCUGUGCGGGGGCGUCCAACCUCAACCAAGCCUACCCGGUGGUGAUUGUGGCUACCCAAGACCGGUUAUCCCACAACGAGCUGAACUGUGAGAAGCAUUUUGUGAUACGGGACACGGCUUUCGUCUUCACUGUACACUUCUCGUACAUGCAAGCGCAGGAGCUCAACGCAGGAACAGUGGAAGUCAGGGACAGGGACAAGGACGGGAGAGUCUUGACCAAGUUUGACCUGCGGAACAACACCUUCCCGCCCUCUGUGGUGUCCCGAGGCAACAGGUUAUGGAUCAAGGUCACCGCCAAGCCCCGCCAGCUGUCCUUUAUCUUCAUGGAGGUCGUGGCCAGCAAGUACAAGAUGUACGACCUGAGCCUGAGGGACAGCAUGGUGCGCAAUAACAGUGGUCACGGGGUGGCUAUCGACUACAUGCGCAGCCUCGUCCACGUCCACCGCUCGAACCUCACCCACAACUACUUCGGCUCGGGGCUCAACGUGCGGCAGGGAGCAGGCGACGUUAAUGUGACGCACUCCACCAUUAUGCAUAACAUCGGCGACGGCGUGAACAUAACAUACGAGGGAGGGCUGCAGAAUGUCACCUGGAGCACUGUGGCGGCCAACAAGCUUCGUGGUAUGGCCGUGUGGUUCAAUGAGAGUGGUCAGAAUACAGGGAUUCACCAGGAGACGGCCGUUGCGUACUCGACGGUCUCGGAUAACUUCGACGUCGGGUUACGCGUUGGAAAUUUCUGCCGGGCAUCCUUCAUCAACAUCAGCAGCAAUACGUUCGCCGAGGGUCGCGCCGCCGCCCUAGAGAUCGAGUCCUGCUGGAAGCGUGGCAGCGAGGGGCGCACGGUUCAAAUCGGGCAGAACAUGUUUCGGGAGAACCGUCGCCUGGCCGUCAAAAUCUCUCCAGCCGUCAACAUGAACCUCACCAUCGAGUAUAAUGAGUUUAACGACAACCACAGAGGGACGGUUCUGAUCUACAAUGAGGAUAAGGUCGAGUUGCCCGUCCUGCCGUUCUUAGGGAUGAUGAACCGCAAUAAUUUCCGCGGGAACACCGGAUGGUACGUCCUUCGUCUUGGGCUGUCCUUGCGCGGCCUGGACCAGAGCAUGCGGGUGGAGCGUAACAUCAUCAAAGGGAACACCGUGGAGGAGCUGUUCCCGGCAUUCCACUCGCGUAGCCGUGCCUCGGGGGUGGUGUGCGUCGCCUCAUCAAACAUAAUCCUCUACCGGAACCUCCUGGAGAACCCUGACUCGCGGUACGAACUCGCGUCGCACACCACAGACCAGAGCAACCCCAUCGUGGCCACACACAACUGGUUAGGCAGCAAGUUCGAACGGGAGAUUUUCCGGCGGAUUCUCGACCGACGGGACCUGUACAACUUAGCCCUGGUGCAGUUCCAUCCAUAUCUCCUGAGCGACAACAACGUGGAAACUCCAGUGAUGCAGGAUGGCCCGGAGAGUGAGCCAGAGUUCUUUGACCCCUCUGACUCCCACAUCAUCGGAGGGGAGGUCAACGGGGAGGUUACAUUACGUGACGGGCUUUACACCGUCACCCGAGACAUCUACGUCCACAAAACCGGCACUCUGACCAUCGCGUUCGGCACCACGCUGGAAUUCGCCGAGGGUAUGGGCAUGAUGGUCGCCGGGUUACUCCGCACGGAAGGCUCGGGCAGUAAGGAUGUUAAGUUCACCCUGCAAGGCACCACAGCGCAAGAGGAGGUGCUGGAGAGGGCCGCGUACUUCCCAGAGGAGGAGGGAGGCGCAACGGCCCUCAAUGUCACAGGGAACGAGACUUUGACGGAGGUGCACACGCUCAACUUGACGAGGGAGGGAGAUGAAGCCCCGACCGUCCCCUUCAAGCUGAUGGGCGGCAGGGACAGUCUGGAGGGGCGGCUCAUGGUGUGGGUGGACGGCCAAUGGGGGACAGUCUGCAACCACGGCUGGAACCAAGACGCAGCAGCCAUCGUGUGUCACCAGAUGGGCCUUGUGCUCAACCCCGAGGACUGGGAUCUUCAACCUAGUCAGCUGCCGUCACAGGGCCAGACCAACCCCAUCCUUCUGAGCAACGUUCAGUGCGAUGAAUUUGACACUGAUUUCACUAAGUGCCGAAGCGAUCAUUACUGGGAACUCGAGAACUCUUGCACCCAUAAUGAGGAUGUCGGACUACGCUGCUACCCGGGGUCUUGGGCGGGCAUUCGGCUGGGCAUGACGGCGCACGAAAGCCACAUGAAGGGCGUGAUCAUCGAGAAAGCCGGCCUCUUUGACUACACGACCAGGACCUUCAAACCAGCACUUCAGAUAGACUUCCACCACCACGUUAUACAAGAUGUGGAGGUGAGGAACAACCUCCAGGAUGGGGUGGGCGUGAUGUACAGCAACCAGUACGCCAUCACCAACCCCAGCGCCAGGGUGUUCCAGGGAUGUACGUUUUCUGGGAACAGGCGACACGGCAUUACCCUGAAGCAGCUGGGUGUCAAUAUUACUGCAUCCAGCCUGCAGCGCAACGACGGGUCCGGACUGCACUUCAACCCCUUUGUGUCCAGGGCGGAGCAGAGGGAGCUGGCGGGCUGGCUCAAGCUACAACAGGACAAGUACUACACGAUACCAGAUGGGCCCAAGAGCAUGAGACUGGAGACCAACCUGCCCCAGUACUUCAUCACCAAGACCCUGAGAGGCAGUGACGUCCGGGCCACCAUCGUUAUUUCGACGUCGCACUCCAAUGUAAUCGGCAUUCAGGUGCUCAACCCGAUAUCGCCUGAUAGCACUGAGCAGUUGGUUAUUUACGACUACCAGGAGGUCAUCGAGAGCCAGGACAUCGCUCGCUGGGACCUCCGAGGGGACCAGGUUGCCUUCCCCACCACCUCCAGCACCUACGCCAUCACCAUAGACUACAGCUCGGGACCCUUUGCCCUCGGGGACAUCAUUCUGCUCCUCACCGCUGUCGAUAGAAGGGACAUCGCGCAGGCUGGUGACCUCAGGAACUUCCGAGCCAAGUGGCCACUGACGUAUAUCGACCAGACACGCAUCAAGAACAACGACAUUGGCAUCUCCACCCUUCACUACAACAGGUACUUGACAGACGAUGGCGACCACUUGCUGCGCUGCGCCAACGAGAGCAUCAUGGUGGUGGGCUCGCAGAUCACCAACAACCAGAACCAGGCCUUCUACGCGCUGUCCCCCUUCAGGGUUCGCAUGGACAAUAAUGACAUGGCGGAGAUUACGUUCAUGUUUAACAGGACGACGAUCUCCGGGAACGGCCGAGGCAUCGAUCAGUAUAGCUGGGACAUCCGAGAAUCCAACAACCUCUUCCACUGGGUGCUGGAGGAGGUGGUCAUGGAAAACAACGGAGGGGGUGGCGUCGCGCUGGCCCUCCCCUACGUCUGGCAGUACACGGAGAACUUCACCCACACCGUCUUCGUCAAUGCCUCCACAUUCCGCGACAACGCCCAGUUCAGUUUCGUAGUCGACGGCCACUUCGCACGGUUCAACAUGACGCACUCCGUUUUCGAGCGGAAUGUGUGUCAGCGCGGGUUGCUAUCGGUGCAGGGGAUGGAAAAGGAAAUGUUCAUCCACAACAAUCGCAUUGAGUCCAACAUGGGGUCGUACAUGGUGGAGUUCAACACUAACAGCCAGAGCGGGAUUCUUGGGUCCGUCUUUGCCUAUUUUGAGUACAACCGUGUCCAAAAUAACAAGCCUGUGUCCAUCACCCGGAGUUCGGCGUCGCGUGCCCACCAGCCGGAUAGCUAUACCGUCGCCGUGCGUGGAUUGCAGAAGGUCAACAUUACGCAUAAUCUUCUGGGGUACAACAAGAUGAAUUACGAGCUGCUGGCCGGUCUGUACUCAUCACGCGUCAAUAAUUACCUAAACGCCGAAGCUAACUGGUGGGGGACACGUCAAGCUCAAGAAAUCGAGGAGUUGAUAUUCGAUUUCGACGACUGGAACAAUUUCGCACUUGCCGACUACCUUCCGUAUCUCAUUGACGACAGCAUCUCCGCUCGAGUGUCAUCCGUGGGCUCAUCCGCCGCUCAGGAAACCACCGAUCUCACCCAACCCUUAGGAGGACGAUUACUACAUGAUCUACGGUUGCCAAGGCGCUCGGAACCGUACAUCGUCAAGGCCGAUUUGACCGUUAUGCCCGGAGUGGCGCUGGUUGUCGAAGCCGGGGCUACCCUUGAGUUCUUCCCGAGUGUGGGGUUGUUAGUCCUGGGCCGCCUGGAUGCUGUCGGCACCAAGGACAAACGGAUCAUCAUGCGCCCAGUUGACCCUAAUCGAGCUAUGCAGUCUAGGGGCCGGCGACAUGUCAAGACCACGCUGGAGGCUGUGAGGCUUUGCGUGGAGGGGGAGUGUGACAACAGGAGUGAAGGGUUCCUGGAUAUCUACAAUGGCACUACGAAACAAUGGGUGCCAAUCUGCGACGACCGGUUUACCGAGCGCAACGCGGAGGUGGUGUGCCGCCAGCUGGGCCACAACAUUGUCAACACCUUCCACGGGCGGAACAAGCGGACCGAGAUGUUCCCAAAUGCCCUCAUCCGUGUCCGCUCCUGGCCUGACCCCAUACAGUGCGAGGGCACCGAGAACGCCCUCAACGAGUGUUCCCUGCGGAUGAACGGACAGAUCUUCGACCACACCUACGACUGCCCCUGGAAUGGAGACUUUGUUUACAUAUCCUGCGGCGACCUGAACCUCCAAGACCCUGAGAUGGACUACUGGGGUGGCAUAAGGUUCUCCAUCCCCAACUUCGAACACACGAACAUUUACAACCGAAUCCACGACAGCGAAGCCCCUCAUCACGCGCACGCCCACCCCUUAGUCCACGGCGAACCCCACACCCCAAUCUACCCGUCCCUGCUGGAGUGGGUGGAGGUCAUAGGCGCGGGCAUACUCCAUAAUGAUAAGUCGCCUGCCAUCCUUUCCUUCCACGAGACGCCUCAUCUUCGAGGGGUGACCGUGAGGGACUCAGCGUACGAUGGUCUGACGUUGAUCUCGGCCACGUACGGUUUUGAGAUGCUGUAUAAUAGAUUCGAAAACAACCUCGGCGUGGGUGUGACCUUGCUCGGCCUGACUGGGGAGACACGGGAGACCGAGGAGUCAUCAUUCUACCCCCUGGGCAAGGUGCGGCUCCCCUACCACACCUUCGGGAUGGUGGACAUGUGCGACUCGACCAAGGAGCUGAGGAUUGAGGAGCGGGUGUUGCUGUACUAUAAAUAUGACAACCGCCCCGUUGAUUGCAUCAAGAUAUUUUCCUCCGUUUUCAAUGUGAAGAACUUUGGUUUUAGACUGCUCCACAUGAACCUGUACGACUCUACAUUCGCCGGCGCAUCUCAGGUCCACGAUCGGCUGGUUCUCUACGACGGGGAUAUCUAUAACUACACGACCCAGGCCUUCGCAGAGAUCAGCGCUCGGUCAGGCAAUCAUAUGAGGUUCUUCAAGACGGCUGGGACCAGUUUGUCGGUAGAGCUGCACGCCACGGGAGCCUCCGGUGACCUCGGCUUUGUGGCGGAGGUCGUGUCCCUGCCGAUUUCGGAUUUGGGCAUUAACCGGAACAUCCUCCAGAACUUCACCUACAACGAGUACUACAACAAUGUCGAGGGCGCCAUCUUCGCGGCCACGGCGGGGGAGGUCAACCCUUGGCUCUGCUUCGCCUACAGCCGCUUAGAGCACAAUGGCCGGCAGCUCUACGGGAAUUUUACCACCACGAGAGCAGCCGUCCACCUCGAUGUCCAGAAUAUACAGGAUGUUUACUUUAAGAACAAUCUCGUCCACAACAACACCGGCGGGCUGUACAUCUAUGCUGGGUCGAUUGGGGCGGCCACUAAGCUCCAAGCCAACGUCACCAACAACCUCUUUGUGGGCACCAAGCACUGGCAGGCUCUCUACAUGGCCUCAAGGGAGAACUCUGCCUACCAGCACGCCCUCAUAGCCUACAAUGACUUCAGCUGGUCACUCUCCCCCUACCAUGACGUCAUUACAUUGGCCCAGGUUGUGUCGGUCUUCACGCACAACUAUGCUCACAGCAACAUUGGCCGCCACAUCCUGGACAUCUAUGGCUUCCAGAAAGUGCGCCUGCCAGUGUACCAGACAACCUCACACAACAGCCUGGCCAAGAAUGUGGCGCGUGACCCCACCUACCAGGGCACCAUCAUUGCGGGCAGCGCCGGACAGCAGUUCGUGGACAAUGUAUUCUAUAACUGGGACAACGCAUAUGAGCUUGUGGCCGUCAAUGAGUCUGUACGCUGCAACAUAUCCACCGAGUGCACAGACACACCAGGCUACAGAGUGGAGAGGGUAGGGGUGGUGGAGGAGAGGUCCGACGUGUGGAAGACCCCCAUAGACGCACGCAGCAACUGGUGGGGCUUCAACACCUCCGUGGCGGUGUCUGGGCGCAUCCACGACAAGACGGAUGACGAAACGCUCCUCCACGUUGAUUACAGCAACUGGAAGAAGAACAAUUUCUCACUGCUCCAAGGGUGCGAGCCCGGCUACACCCUCAUCGGGGACUCCUGUUACUUAUAUAUUGGGGCGCCCGUCACUCACCAGGAGGCCAAGGAGUUCUGCCGCAGGGACAACGCCUCGCUCCCCUUCCUGCAGAAAUGGUACUGGGAGGUGCAGCACUGGUUGAAGGAUCAGCAACCGGAAUACUUGUGGGAGUCCGACAUGGUUUGGGUACAGCAUCUGGACGUCAUCAGGGGUUGCGCCGCAUUCGUCUACCGACAAGUCCGCUCGGUUGACUGUAAUCUCAAGCUGCCCUUCAUCUGCGAGUCUGACGCAGACGAGACCAUAGACCGGCUGGCGUGGGCUUCAGACCCCCUCGCUGUGGCUGCCAUAGCGAUGACCAUGGGCUGCCUCAUCCUGGUGGCUGCCUGUGUGUCCUGCUGGGCGUGCAAGUCAAGGGAGCGUCGCAAAGAGAGGAUCAUACGACGUAACUCCAUCCGUGCGUCCAUCCGCUCCAACCGCUCAGCCAUAUCCACAUCCACGACAACCGGCGGCUUCAGCGACCUCACCCGGCGGAGGAUAAUAGAGGACCCCCAGCGCGCUAUGCCCAUGAAGGGACAGGAGGCCGUGGGCGGGGCUGCCAGGAUGAACGGGCUAUCGGGAUCCUUUGACUCCAUCGCCAAGUCUGGCCUCAACUCCUCCCUGGAUGAAGACCCGAGCUAUGUGGUGUAUGAAGAGACCACGCCCUCCAUCCCCCCUGGCUACUCCUCGCACUUGGAUGAUAGGUUCUCCGGCGACCCCCAGCUUGAGAAUCAGAAUGUGAAUGAGAUCCUCCACCCGAGCUUCGCCAUAACCUUCCAAAACCAGGGCUUCCUCGACAACUCCGCCUUCCCCUCACGUGAAAACUCGACCUUUAUGCCACAAGCCGUGUCCGACCAGUGGCACCACCCUGACCAGCAGCCCGCAAGUUUUGGCCAGCACUCUUUCACAACGUAUGGCCACAGCCCCAGCCUGCCCCCCCUCCACCACCACCAGCCUGUCGGGCCCUUCCCUCCCCCACCCACCAGGAGGGACUUCCUGGGUGAAAGCUACCAGCAAAGUGCCAGCACUCCACUUGUGUUCCAAAGUGACCCCCUGUGGUCCUUCCAAGGUGGUGCAUCCAGCCUGCAGCCGGAGGAGUCCUCGCUGCGUGGCUCCACCAUGCAGCUUGCCGGGAGCAGCAUCACCACAGACUCCACACUAGAGAUGAAGAAGGAGCCUGAGGACCCCCACCUGGCAGCCACACUGCCCCGUGACCAGGCGCCGCCCUUCCAGUACAUGUCCGUCAACGCUCUGCCCAGCGGACGCUCACACUCUGACUCCGAUGACUCCACACAAGGAUACUUCUCGGGGCGGUCCCAGAGUCAGCCGCUGGAGACCGCCAUGUGAGGCCUGACCGUGGCGGACCAGAGUGACUCCAUGUGCCUGGCUCCACAACACAAUGAGUGGCAGUGAGUGGUGUGUCAGGAGUGUGACAGACUUGCAUGGUGCAGCAAGACACAGCCAUCAGUGGCAUCUCACUUCCUGAGGUCACGAAUGGAUCAAAUGGACUCGCCUCUGAGCGUUCCCCUGUAGAACACAUUCCACUGCAGGAGCAAGUGAUUUAAUCUCCUCCAUGCUGACGAGGCUGACUUAUUUUCCUCAAGUUUCUGCUUUGACUCAUGUGUUAUUCAAGUGGUUAUCAGUUAGGGCAGCCUCUGAGUACUGUACAUAGAAUCUAUAAUUGCAUCAUUGUGAAAUAUCUGCCUCUUCCUUCAUCAAGUUGGUGAGUCAGUAGUGAGUCACUCUUUAGAGUUUUAUAACAAAACAAUUUCCUGAGUCAGGGCAACGUGCAAUCUUUGCAUCACAAGAUGACUCCCUUGCUUGCUUAGUACGUAUAUCAGUGCUGCAACAAUGUCGAGGCUCGGUGGAGAGCAUUUAUAGACAGCAUUUACAAUCUUUUCAGUUGACAAAACUUGCUUCUGUUGAUUGUAUAAUUUCAAACAGCAAGCAAAGGAAGAAAGCAAGAAGCUACACAUGCAAUGGCAUGUUCCUAUUUUAAAAGCAUUUAUUGGAGUUGAGGAGAAUCAUUGUCAGCCGAGUGUACAUAUCAUGACUUGGGUCACAAAGGAUCACUGAGCAUCCACAGAACUUGGGUCACAAAGGAUCAGCUGAGCAUCCACAUAACUUGGGUCGCAAAUAGGCAGUGGAUCAUGUGGGCAUCCCUGCCAUGACCAGGGUCACAGUUUGGCAAUGGUUUAGCAGAUCGCUGCAGCUAGUGCUGUACAGCUGCCCGAGGUGUGGUGGGAGGCAGCUGAGGGUGGGACAGAGUUGCUCAAACGCCAGUGACUGAACUGACGCACUCAAGACACUAGUGGAGCCCCUUGGGCCUUCACUUUAUAGAGGCAACACUGCUGUGUUGUAAGUGUGUUGAAGACUGUUUGGUAGUGUACCUUUCCUACACACUUGUACAUAGUUAAUCAUCCUGAAGAUAAUCACAUGUGUGAAUGCUGGCGAGGCUUAUCAAGUUACUGAUAGCAGCGUGGAAGAGAGGAGUGGUGAGAGCUGGGAGAGGACGGGAAGGAAAGAGGACCAUUCCCACGCCCUCAUUUUAUAUUUAUGACUUCCUAAGUCUUUACUGUUUUAUUACUGUGUGUGUAUUUACUGAUUUGUGUGUGUAUGUGUGUGUGUGUCUCAACCUGUCCGUCCAUAUGUGCCUUGUUCAUGAGUGUGUGUAUGUGUAUGUGUGUGUGUGUGUGUGUGUGUCCUUAGUCCCUGAGUGUGGGUACAUCUGUAUACAUGUGAGUGUUCUCCGUGCAGCAGCAGCAGCGAGGUGGUUGGUGCACUAAAGAAAAAUACUACUGUGCACCAAAGAGAAAUAUUAGCAUGCACUAAAGAGACAUGUAAAUACUGAAACUUAGUGAGAGAAUGAAGACACAACUAGACUAUUAUGACGCUUCUCUGUCCACCACCCACAUAGACAAUUGCAGCAUGUGUGUGUGUGUGUGUGUGUGUGUGUGUGUGUGUGUGUGUGUGUGCACCUAGUCACUGUACAUACCCAGGCAUCGUUGUCACGUGAUGGUGUUGGUCUCCUGGCCGAGCACUGUUCCUGCCCACCACCGGGGAGGCGCUGGCACUGUGGGGCGGCCGGGCAAGGGAGGAGCUGUAGGGGGCUAUGCUGUUCACACCUUCAUGUCUGUAGAGGAAUCGCGGCACUGUAUAUUCCUGUUUAUUCACAUCAUUACAAAUUUAAAGUGUGUAUAGGUUGGCAUUGUAUUAGCAUAGGUGAUUACCCUGCUUUAUGUCAGCCUAUCCCAGCCUCCCCUCCCUGGCCUGAGAUGCCCCCUGUGUGGCACUCUCCUCUGGCAUCCCUGUCGUGCCUUGCAAGCAGCACAGUGCCUUCUGCUGGUCCAACACGAGAAUGAGUAUCUCUGUUGUGCCGCCGUGAGCAAAGUUCCUGGCUUGUUCCGUCACCACCCAAGGCCUUAUUGGUGUUUUUGCAAUGAAUGGACAUGAUCACACUAAAAAAAGUAUAUGUGUUCUCGUGUAGCAAAGGAAGAAUGCUGUCCACUUAUAGAUUAUUUGUGAAUGUUAACUCUAAAUCAUCCCUUCAUAUUUCUGAUUUACUUUCGUCUUUGCUAUUUUAAGGAAUGCUUGAUAUAGUGAGGGUCCUGUCGCUGUGUUCACGACGUAACCGAGAAAUGUUCUCACGUAAGCAAGGAAAUAUUUUAGCCUUCGGUAUGAUUGGUUCUCAGCUUAGCACUACACUGUUCAAUUCUUAUGUGAUGUUGGCUGGUUAGUGUGUGUGUGUGUGUGUGUGUGUGUGUGUGUGUGUGUGUGUGUGUCCAAGCACAUGAGAGAAAGAUGGCUGUUAGUAGGUCACAGAUUUUCUAGCAUAGUUUUUUAUACCUGUAAAUUUGUAUAAUAAAUUAUUUAAAUAAGA